This is a messenger RNA of Exaiptasia diaphana, 984 nucleotides long. RefSeq names its product FAD-linked sulfhydryl oxidase ALR-like. The transcript has 3 exons. NCBI's taxonomy places the organism in Eukaryota, Metazoa, Cnidaria, Anthozoa, Actiniaria, Aiptasiidae. Bases 1 to 636 code for a protein of 211 amino acids. Gene Ontology annotation, cellular component: mitochondrion. Gene Ontology annotation, molecular function: flavin adenine dinucleotide binding; flavin-dependent sulfhydryl oxidase activity. The record is from RefSeq and is a predicted model, not a curated record.
AUGGCUUCCUUUCGUUUUAACUUUGGAAGUAACGAAAUUAAUGAAAAUAGCUCGCAAUUGGACUCACAAGAGGAUGAUUUGACACCAGUUGAGGCUAAAGAAGUUUCUGUAUCACGCCAUAUUGUAAACCAAAGCGAUAAUGUGGAUAAAAUUGACAUAAAUGGGACAGCAUUACUCUACGUGAAUCUGCAACACGUUGAAGAAUCACUGAAGAAAUCCAGUACUAUACUCGAUNAAGCAAAUCAGAAAACUGCAGAAUCAGAAACCACAGACAAUACAGCUGAMAAUGUACGAAAAGACUGUCCAUUAGACAGAGAAGAGGUUGGACAAGCUACAUGGGGAUUUCUACAUACAAUGGCUGCUAAAUAUCCRGAGUUUCCAUCUAGCACACAACAAGAUGAUAUGAAAAAGUUUGUGGAAUUAUUUGCUAAGUUUUAUCCGUGUGGAGACUGCGCUUCACAUUUAAGGGGGAGGUUAAAGGAAAGACCCCCAGAUACAACAAAUCAAUAUAAUUUUUCACAAUGGUUGUGCAAAAUACAUAAUGACAUUAACAAACAUAUUGGUAAAGAAGAAUUCGAUUGUUCAAAAGUUGAUGAACGCUGGCUGCAUGGAUGGAAAGAUGGYUCAUGUGACUGACAGAGAUAUUUCCUUAGACAGAAUGUGAAYKGAAUUUUGGAGARUACAAAAUCAUAUCUAAGAAAAUAACAAUAAUUUCACCAGAUUUCGUCAGGAAUAUUAUUUUAUAAGCAAUUGGAAAAUGUAUCUAUAAAAAACUACAAUCCCUCUUCAUACGCAGAAUUUCGUAUUGAAUUUCUGAUUGUACUGUAGACUACAUCAGUGCAGUAAAUAGGACUUUGGGCUCCCUGUGUUGUUGACUUUAACACCUGUUUCAAGUCCAAUAUCCACAAAAUGGCCAAGGUUCACUUCCUUAAAUUACAUUAUAAACUCCUUGAAAUCUAAUACAUUAAAAUUCUAGCUAUUGUA